Molecule: messenger RNA, 3519 nt
Organism: Lentinula edodes (shiitake mushroom)
Lineage: Eukaryota; Fungi; Basidiomycota; Agaricomycetes; Agaricales; Omphalotaceae
Product: carbamoyl-phosphate synthase
Exons: 10
Coding region: 1-3519 (1172 amino acids)
Biological process (GO): 'de novo' pyrimidine nucleobase biosynthetic process; UTP biosynthetic process; L-citrulline biosynthetic process
Cellular component (GO): cytoplasm; cytosol
Molecular function (GO): ATP binding; aspartate carbamoyltransferase activity; dihydroorotase activity
Source: RefSeq, a predicted model, not a curated record
AUGAGCCUUCUACGCCCCCAAUUGACACGCAACUGGGUUCGACAUUGUUCUCAACCUUCAGCUCGAUGUUUUCACCAAUCGCGCGUCUCUCUUGGGGCCAUAGCACCCACCAAUCCUUUACGUGCCGUAGCUGCUCCUGCGGUUGGCUCAUACGCCCUCAAAGACGGGGAGCACGUCUUAAAAUCACCCUCAGAACUGGCUAGAAGAAUAUCAGCCAAAGUCCUCCCAAAACUGCCACGACCUGACGUUCAGAAAGUAGUGGUUGUCGGUAGUGGAGGUCUCUCCAUCGGGCAAGCCGGAGAAUUCGAUUAUUCUGGCUCGCAGGCAUUAAAGGCAUUGGGCGAAGAGGGCGUGCAGGCAGUGCUAAUCAAUCCUAAUAUUGCGACUUGGCAGACGUCUCACCAACUGGCUUCCGAGGUUUACUUUUUACCCAUUACUGCUGAUUACGUUGCAUACGUUUUGGAAAAAGAACGACCAGAUGGUAUUCUUCUGACUUUCGGCGGCCAGAGUGCUCUGAAUGUUGGUAUUGCAUUGGAUAAAAUGGGUGUUCUGGAACGAUUAGGCGUUCAAGUCCUCGGUACACCUAUCAAGACACUAGAAGUUUCGGAAGAUCGUGAUCUAUUCGUCCAGGCUCUCAAAGAUAUCUCAGUGUACCCGACAGAAAUUGAUAUACCGGUUGCUCAAUCCACGGCAGUUUCAUCAGUCAAUGCUGCCCUCGCUGCCGCAGAAACAAUUGGUUAUCCUGUCAUUCUUCGAUCUGCGUUUACUCUCGGCGGAUUAGGCUCAGGGUUUGCAAACACCCCCGAUGAAUUGCGCGACCUUUCCGCGAAAAGUCUUAGUCUGAGUCCCCAGGUACUGAUAGAACGAAGUAUGAAAGGCUGGAAAGAAUUGGAAUAUGAAGUCGUUCGGGACGGUGCUGAUAAUACAAUCAUCUGCUGUAACAUGGAAAAUUUUGAUCCCCUUGGCACACAUACUGGUGAUUCUAUCGUGGUCGCUCCCUCCCAAACCCUUCCAGAUGAUGAGUAUCAUAUGCUUCGGACUGCUGCUCUCAAAGUUAUUCGCCAUCUCGGUGUCGUUGGAGAGUGUAACAUCCAAUACGCCUUGAAUCCGAAAUCCAGGGAAUACUGUGUGAUUGAAGUUAACGCUCGCCUAAGUCGAUCAAGUGCCCUUGCCUCCAAAGCUACAGGCUAUCCCCUUGCUUACACAGCAGCCAAGAUAGCUCUGGGGUACACCUUGCCGGAACUUCCCAAUGCUGUCACCAAGACUACGACUGCUUGCUUCGAGCCUUCCUUGGACUAUAUCGUUACCAAAAUUCCAAAAUGGGACUUGGCCAAAUUUUCUUCGCAGGUGAACCGUCAAGUUGGUUCAGCUAUGAAAUCCGUUGGAGAAGUCAUGGCCAUCGGUCGUACUUUCGAGGAAAGUCUUCAAAAAGCUAUCAGACAAGUUGAUCCCCGCUGGAAAGGUUUUGAGGUUUACAUUGAGCCCGAGGAUUUGGAUAAUGCUUUGACUCAGCCUACCGAUAUGCGCCUGUUCGCUAUUGCGUAUGCCAUGUACAGGAAAAACUACACGAUAGAUCAACUCCACGACUUGACCAAGAUUGACAAGUGGUUUUUGUACAAGGUCGACAACAUUGUUCAAACCCAUCACACCCUCAAGGCGGCUGGGUCGCUUGAAAAUAUCGAUGCUGAGCUCAUGACUCGUGCGAAGCGUAUGGGCUUUGCUGACACUCAAAUUGCUGAUCUGGUGUCUUCAACUGAGGAUCAGGUUCGUGCGCACAGGAAGUCAUUCGGUAUCACACCCUUUGUCAAAAGGAUCGAUACCCUUGCUGCAGAGUUCCCCGCACACACAAACUACCUCUACACCACCUACAACGCCUCCGAGCACGAUGUUGAAUUCGAUGAACAUGGCACCAUGGUCCUUGGUAGCGGUGUUUACCGUAUCGGAAGCAGUGUCGAGUUUGAUUGGUGUGCUGUGACAUGUGCGCGAAAGCUAAGAGACAUGGGUAAACGUACCAUCAUGAUCAACUAUAACCCGGAAACUGUGUCCACCGACUUCGAUGAGGCCGACCGGUUGUACUUCGAGGAACUUGGAUACGAAAGAGUGAUGGACAUCUACGAACUUGAACAAGCUCAAGGUGUCAUCGUCAGCGUGGGGGGCCAGCUCCCGCAGAACAUUGCUCUUCGACUCAAGAAGACAGGCGUAAAUGUACUUGGCACCGACCCAGAGCAAAUUGACAAUGCUGAAGACCGACACAAAUUCUCCUCCGUGCUUGAUAGCAUUGAGGUAGACCAGCCUGAGUGGACAGAAGUAACAACUGUCGCUGCUGCUAAACAGUUUGCCGACAAAGUCGGAUACCCCGUGUUGAUUCGUCCCUCUUACGUCUUAUCCGGCGCUGCCAUGAAUGUUGUUCAUCAAGAAUCAGACCUCGAUUACAGGCUCUCCGCUGCUGCCUCCGUGUCCCCUCUCCAUCCAGUUGUUAUCACGAAAUUCAUUGACGAUGCUCAAGAAAUCGAUGUUGAUGCCGUUGCACACCAGGGCAAGCUGUUGGUCCAUGCUGUAUCUGAACACGUUGAGAACGCUGGAGUUCAUUCCGGAGAUGCCACCCUUGUCCUUCCACCCUUCUCCUUGUCCGAAAGCGACAUGUCCCGUCUCAAAGUCAUUGCUGAAAAGGUCGCUUCCGCUUUCAAGAUUUCCGGACCUUUCAACAUGCAGAUCAUUAAAAAAUCCAGUGCAGCGAACGAACAAGCGGAGCUUAAGGUUAUUGAAUGUAACUUGCGCGCCUCACGGUCAUUCCCAUUCGUAUCCAAGGUUCUCGGUCGCAACUUCGUUGAUACUGCUACUGCUGCUAUUGUGGGUCAAGACGUUCCUGAACCUGUUGACCUUAUGGCGCAGAAGAGGGAUUACACUGCUAUAAAAGUGUCGCAGUUUUCAUGGACUCGACUCCCAGGUGCUGACCCCUUCUUGGGAGUGGAGAUGGCUAGUACAGGGGAAGUUGCCAGUUUCGGAAAAGACAUACACGAAGCCUAUUGGGCAUCUUCCUUGAGCACGACUGGGUUUAAAGUACCCAGCGCUGGUUCUGGUAUGCUCUUGGGUGGUGACAUAAAUAAACCCGAGAUGAUUUCUGUUGCGAAAAAACUGUUCGAGUUGGGAUUCAAACUCUACUGUUCAUCACCAGUUGUCGAAGAAUUCUUGAAUGAUAUCCCAUACAUCUCAGCCAAACGUAUCUUCUUCCCCACCAAGGACAAGAGAAAGUUGCGUGAGGUAUUCGACGAAUAUGACAUUCAAUGUGUCAUUAAUCUCGCCAAUUCUCGAGCUACGUCCUUUACGGACGAAGAUUAUGUCGCCCGACGAAAUGCUGUUGAUUUUGGGUUACCGUUGCUCAACAAUGCUCGUAACGCUCAACUAUUCGUCGAAAGUCUGGCGAGAAAAAUACCCCACGGUGGCCUGAAAGGCUACGUUGAAGGCCGUAUACCCUCGGAAGUGAAGUCAUGGAGAGAAUUUGUUGGCUCGCGGGUUUAA